AUGAAUCGACAUAGGGAACAGUGUUCAAAACUGUUGAGUUGUGUUCGACGAACGUUCAUAUCACCUGAAGACCUGGACGCCUUGAACUCUUAUGUGGAAAAGUUUGGAACUUAUCAGAUAAAAAUGGCUUGGAAAGAUUACCUACUCGAUACCCAUUUGUCUGUAUGUUGGGAUACAAAGCAUAUUAUGGAGAAGUCGCCCCGAUGUGGCAUGGGCAGAUAUCAGCCAAAAACUUCUAAGACGAAACGAAACCAUCAAGGAAAAUCAAUCAGCUGGUCAGUUCCCUUGGAGACACGAACGUCACUGGAUGAUCAUCCUAAUAGGGGUGUCGCUAAGGCAGCUCGUCGUCAUACUCGGAAAUCGUUCUUGGCUCGUGAGCCGAAAGCCACAAAUCUCGUGAAAAUUGCCUUCAAUAGAGGAUUAUCCAAGAUUCGUCAGAAAUUCUCCGCAAACUCUCAAAACUAA
Cooperia oncophora is the source of this 465-nucleotide messenger RNA. Lineage: Eukaryota; Metazoa; Nematoda; Chromadorea; Rhabditida; Trichostrongylidae. The record is from the annotation of a GenBank genome assembly.